CCGCGCGGCGCUCACCGCUGCCCUCUCCUUGCAGGUUCAUGGACAAGAAGCUGUCGUUGAAGCUGAACGGCGGCCGGCACGUGCAGGGCAUCCUGCGGGGCUUCGACCCCUUCAUGAACCUCGUCAUCGACGAGUGCGUGGAGAUGGCGGCGGGCGGGCAGCAGAACAACAUCGGCAUGGUGGUGAUCCGAGGGAACAGCAUCAUCAUGCUGGAAGCUUUGGAACGAGUGUGAACCCCUGGAACCCCAAACCCCGACCACCGGCUCCCUUCCCUCAUCCAAGAUGCCACCCACGAGUGUACAAUUAUUUUGGUUUUGUUAUUAAAUCACUUUUGUAAUGGUUGACCUAA
Messenger RNA from Passer montanus (Eurasian tree sparrow), 349 nucleotides. RefSeq names its product small nuclear ribonucleoprotein polypeptide G (gene SNRPG). The record is from RefSeq and is a predicted model, not a curated record. The coding region runs from base 39 to 233 and encodes 64 amino acids. The transcript is spliced from 3 exons. Gene Ontology annotation, biological process: mRNA splicing, via spliceosome; spliceosomal snRNP assembly. Gene Ontology annotation, molecular function: RNA binding. Gene Ontology annotation, cellular component: U2 snRNP; SMN-Sm protein complex; catalytic step 2 spliceosome. NCBI's taxonomy places the organism in Eukaryota, Metazoa, Chordata, Aves, Passeriformes, Passeridae.